CAAAAACAAGUGUGGUGGGUCAAAAAAAAUGACACUGUGAACCAUUUGCGUAAUAUUCCUACUGUAUAAUCAACCCAUCUUUCAAGAUGGACAUGUCCUGUGGGGAACUGCACUCACAGCAAUGGCAUUAUUUACAGUACAGAUCCUGUCCAAAAGCUCGGUGACCAGCCGUGUAAGUAUUAGUCAGAGAGAAGAUUACAAGCAAUCAUUAUUAAAGCCUAUUUCACCCGUAAAUCCACCCGCGACAACUGUUUGGCUGGCUUUACUUUUUUCCAAGGGGCUACACAGGCGAACAGGGAGGGGAAAAACUGUUUAAUGCAAAGCAGGACUUGUUACUAAAUCUUGUUUUGGGGAGGGGUGUGUGACAUGAGGGGCCACUGCAAAGAAAGGCCAGUUGGUGAAGGCAAAAAAAAAAAGAGAGCUGGCACUGUCUUUGGCUCGCUGCUGCUUUGUGGGUGGCAGGGCGUUGGCCGAUACAUGGCAGCGCUUUGUCCGGUCCACUUGGUCAACAAUGGAAGCAGGUGACCACAGAGGUGGACCAGAGCUGGGAUACAAGUGUGUGACAUGGUCUAGGUAGGCCGGAUUUAAACCAGAGAGAGAGGCGCUCGGAUUUUCCCGGAUCAAUGGCGGUGCUGGACAACCACAGCUGGCAGUACGCACAGGCAGGGAUGACUCUCAUCCGACUCUCAGGGUUCCAUCGCAAUGAGGACAUGAAGGCGAUUGAUGUGCUUCCUAUCCUCAAGGAGAAGGUGGCUUUUCUCUCAGGUGGCCGAGACAGACGUGGAGGUCCGGUUCUGACAUUUCCCGCCCGGAGCAACCACGACAGAAUACGACCUGAGGACCUGCGCAGGCUCAUCGCAUACCUGGCUACAAUACCCAAUGAGGAGGUGGCCAGGCAUGGCUUCACAGUCAUCGUGGACAUGCGGGGUUCUAAAUGGGACAGCAUCAAGCCUCUGCUGAAGAUCCUCCAAGAGUCCUUCCCCUCCUGCAUCCACGUCGCGCUCAUCAUCAAGCCGGACAACUUCUGGCAAAAGCAGAGGACGAACUUCGGCAGCUCUAAGUUUGAAUUUGAGACGGUGAUGGUCUCCUUAGAAGGUCUAACCAAAAUAGUGGAUCCAUCUCAGCUGACUGCUGACUUUGAAGGCAGCUUGGAAUACAACCACGAUGACUGGAUUGAGGUGCGGCUCUCAUUCGAGACGUUUGCCAGUGACGCGGCAAGAUCUCUGUCGCGGCUGGAGGAGCUCCAAGAAACUUUGUCCCAGCGUGAUCUGCCCCGGGAUCUGGAGGGGGCUCGGCGGCUCAUGGAGGAGCACGCAGCACUAAAGAAAAGGGCCACCAAGGCUUCUGUGGAGGAGCUGGACACGCAGGGACGGAGGCUGCUGCAGAGGCUGCAGUCGCACACUGCUGGAGGCGGGGAUGGCGGGUACGGGAACCGUAGUGGAGGAGCCAGUGGAGAUUCCAACGAUCACCAUCACGGCUUUAACACACACGUCGACGCACACAACCUGGUGGCUAAAGUGACUAAUCUGCUGGAUAAACUACACGGGACGCGGCAGAACUUGCAGCAGUUGUGGCACAUGAGGAAGCUGAAACUGGAUCAGUGUUUCCAGCUGCGUCUGUUUGAGCAGGACGCAGAGAAGAUGUUCGACUGGAUCAUGCACAACAAGGGCCUGUUCCUCACCAGUUACACUGAGAUCGGAGGAAACCACCAGCAUGCUGUGGAGCUACAGACCCAGCACAACCACUUUGCUAUGAAUUGUAUGAAUGUUUAUGUGAACAUCAACCGGAUCAUGUCUGUCGGGAAUCGGCUCCUUGAGUCUGGGCACUAUGCUUCGCAGCAGAUCCAGCAGAUUUCGGGCCAGCUGGAGCAAGAGUGGAAGGCCUUCGCUGCAGCGCUGGACGAACGCAGCACGCUGCUUGAGAUGUCUGCCAGCUUCCACCAGAAAGCAGACCAGUACAUGAGUAAAGUGGAGCCCUGGUGCAAAGCGUGUGGAGAAGGAGAGCUUCCGUCUGAGCUGCAGGAUCUGGAAGACACAAUCCACCAUCACCAGGGUCUUUACGAGCACAUCACAACGGCGUACUCAGAGGUAGACAGGCGCCUCGCUGACAGCCAUUUUAGCAUGAAUACAACCUUGGCGUUGCUCACCUCACAGGUCAGCCAGGAUGGGAAGUCUUUAUUGGACAAGCUGCAGAGACCUUUGACCCCAGGAAGUGCUGAUUCCCUGAUGGCAUCGGCGAACUACUCCAAGGCGGUGCACCACGUUCUGGACAUCAUCCACGAGGUGCUCCAUCACCAGAGGCAGCUGGAGAACAUUUGGCAGCACCGCAAAGUUCGUCUGCACCAGCGCCUGCAGCUCUGUGUUUUCCAACAGGACGUACAGCAGGUGCUGGACUGGAUAGAGAAUCACGGGGAGGCCUUCCUCAGUAAGCAUACCGGUGUUGGGAAGUCCUUGCACAGAGCCAGAGCCCUGCAGAAGAGACAUGAAGACUUUGAGGAGGUUGCACAGAAUACCUACACCAAUGCGGACAAACUUCUAGAAGCUGCAGAGCAGUUGGCUCAAACCGGAGAAUGUGAUCCAGAGGAAAUCUAUCAAGCGGCCCACCAGCUGGAGGAUCGCAUUCAGGACUUUGUGCGACGCGUGGAGCAACGGAAGGUCCUGCUGGACAUGUCGGUGGCCUUUCACACGCAUGUCAAAGAGCUCUGGACGUGGUUGGAGGAGCUUCAGAAGGAGCUGCUGGACGACGUGUACGCUGAGUCGGUGGAGGCGGUGCAGGACUUGAUCAAACGCUUCGGUCAGCAGCAGCAGACCACCCUGCAGGCUACUGUCAAUGUCAUCAAGGAGGGAGAAGACCUCAUUCAGCAGCUCAGAGACUCUGCAAUAUCCAGCAACAAGACUCCGCACAACAGCUCCAUGGCUCACAUCGAGAGUGUCCUGCAGCAGCUGGAUGAGGCCCAGGGCCAGAUGGAGGAGCUGUUCCAGGAGAGGAAAAUCAAACUGGAGCUGUUCCUGCAGCUCCGCAUCUUUGAGCGAGAUGCCAUCGACGUCAUCUCGGACCUGGAGUCAUGGAACGAAGAACUGACCCAGCAGAUGAGUGACUUCGACACGGACGACCUGACGGUGGCCGAGCAGCGGCUGCAGCACCACGCAGACAAGGCACUGACCAUGAACAACCUCACCUUUGACGUCAUCCACCAGGGACAAGAGCUGCUGCAGUGCGUGACGGAGGUCCAGGCCUCUGGGGUGGAGCUGCUGUGCGACAGAGAUGUAGACAUGGCCACACGGGUCCAGGACCUGCUGGAGUUCCUUCAUGAGAAGCAGCAGGAGCUGGACUUGGCAGCUGAGCAGCACCGGAGGCAUUUGGAGCAGUGCGUCCAACUGAGGCAUCUUCAGGCUGAAGUCAAGCAGGUCCUGGGAUGGAUCCGAAACGGCGAGUCCAUGCUGAACGCUGGUUUGAUCACAGCCAGCUCCCUGCAAGAGGCCGAGCAGUUGCAGAAAGAGCACGAGCAAUUCCAGCACGCCAUAGAGAAAACCCAUCAGAGUGCUCUUCAGGUGCAGCAGAAAGCAGAGGCUCUCCUUCAGGCCAACCACUAUGACAUGGACAUGAUCAGAGACUGUGCCGAAAAGGUGGCAGACCACUGGCAGCAGCUGAUGUUGAAGAUGGAGGACAGACUCAAGCUCGUGAACGCGUCUGUGGCUUUUUACAAAACCUCGGAACAGGUGUGCAGCGUGUUGGAAAGUUUGGAGCAGGAGUAUAAGCGGGAGGAGGACUGGUGCGGCGGCGCGGACAAACUGGGCCCCAACAGUGAAUCAGACCACGUUACCCCAAUGAUCAGUAAACACCUGGAGCAGAAAGAGGCUUUUCUGAAGGCGUGCACUCUGGCCAGACGAAACGCAGAUGUCUUCCUCAAGUACCUGCACAGGAACAGUGUCAACAUGCCCGGGAUGUUGUCUCACGUCAAGGCGCCAGAGACUCAGGUCAAGAACAUCCUGAACGAGUUGCUGCAGCGAGAGAACAGAGUGCUGCACUUCUGGACCAUGAGGAAGCGCCGACUGGACCAGUGCCAGCAGUACGUGGUGUUUGAACGCAGUGCCAAACAGGCCCUGGAAUGGAUUCAUGACACUGGGGAGUUUUACUUGUCCACACACACGUCCACGGGCUCCAGCAUUCACCACACGCAAGAGCUGUUAAAAGAGCACGAAGACUUCCAGAUCACAGCAAAGCAAACCAAAGAGCGGGUAAAGCUGUUGAUCCAGCUGGCGGAUGGGUUUUGUGACAAGGGCCACGCCCACGCCAUCGAGAUAAAGAAAUGGGUGUCCUCUGUGGACAAGCGCUAUAGGGACUUUUCUCUCCGCAUGGACAAGUACCGAACAUGCUUGGAAACCGCUCUGGGCAUUUCUUCAGACUCCAACAAGGCCAGCAAAGAGCUACAAUUGGACAUCAUUCCAGCCAGUGCGCCUGGGUCAGAGGUCAAGUUGAGGGAUGCUGCCCAUGAGCUCAACGAAGAGAAGAGGAAGUCAGCGAGAAGAAAAGAAUUCAUCAUGGCUGAGCUGAUCCAGACAGAGAAAGCGUACGUCAGAGACCUGCGGGAGUGCAUGGACACCUACCUGUGGGAGAUGACCAGCGGCGUGGAAGAAAUUCCUCCUGGUAUCGUCAACAAAGAGCACAUCAUCUUUGGCAACAUGCAGGAUCUGUACGAGUUCCAUCACAACAUCUUCCUGAAGGAGCUGGAGAAGUACGAACAGCUUCCAGAGGACGUCGGCCAUUGCUUCGUCACCUGGGCCGACAAGUUUCAAAUGUAUGUGAACUACUGUAAGAACAAGCCGGACUCCACGCAGCUCAUCCUGGAGCACGCCGGUCCUUAUUUCGACGAAAUCCAGCAGAGGCAUCGUCUGGCCAACUCGAUCUCAUCCUACCUCAUCAAGCCGGUUCAGAGAAUCACCAAGUACCAACUGCUUCUCAAGGAGCUGUUGACAUGUUGUGAGGAGGGCAAAGGUGAGAUCAAGGACGGUUUGGAGGUGAUGCUGAGUGUCCCCAAGAGAGCCAACGACGCCAUGCACCUCUCUAUGCUAGAUGGAUUUGAUGGAAACAUCGACUCCCAGGGCGAGUUGAUUCUCCAGGAGUCCUUCCAGGUUUGGGACCCCAAGACACUGAUCCGAAAGGGGCGGGAACGCCACCUCUUCCUCUUUGAGAUGUCUCUGGUAUUCAGCAAAGAAGUGAAGGACUCAAACGGCCGCAGCAAGUACCUCUACAAGAGCAAGCUAUUUACAUCAGAACUUGGAGUGACCGAACACGUGGAAGGAGAUCCAUGUAAGUUCGCCCUCUGGAUCGGCAGGACUCCGACCUCAGACAACAAGAUUGUUCUUAAGGCUUCCAGUUUAGAGAACAAGCAGGACUGGAUCAAGCACAUCCGCGAGGUCAUUCAGGAGCGGACUGUGCAUCUGCGAGGGGCUCUCAAGGAGCCUAUUCACAUCCCCAAAGCCACCACAACCAAACAUAAAGGCAGACGGGACGGUGAGGAGCUGGACAGCCAGGGAGACGCCAGCAGCCAACCAGACACCAUCUCUAUCGCCUCACGCACCUCACAGAACACCCUGGACAGCGAUAAGCUGUCCGGCGGCUGUGAGUUGACGGUGGUGAUCCAUGACUUCCUGGCCAGUAACGGAGGCAGCAGCGGAGAGCUGACGGUGCGACGAGGCCAGACGGUGGAGGUGCUGGAGCGACUCCACGACAGGCCGGACUGGUGCCUGGUCAGGACCACUGACCGCUCCCCAGCCCAGGAGGGGAUAGUCCCGUGCGCCAUGCUGUGCAUCGCUCACUCCCGCUCGUCCAUGGAGAUGGAGGGGCUGUUCAACCACAAGGAUACCUUGUCGGUGUCCAGUAACGACGCCCUGCAGCCCGGCUCCAGCCACACCCUGGGCCCUCACAGCUCACCCGGACCGAAGCGUCCGGGCAACACCUUACGGAAGUGGCUGACCAGUCCAGUGCGACGCCUGAGUUCGGGCAAAGCCGACGGCCACGUCAAGAAGCUGGCGCACAAGCACAAGAAGAACCGCGACGGCACUCGGAAGAACAUGGACACAAUGGCGGGCUCACAGAAGGACUCCGACGACAGCGCGGCCACGCCACAGGAUGAAACGCUGGAGGAACGAAUGCGUAAUGAGGGGUUGAGCAGCGGAACCCUGUCCAAGUCCUCCUCAUCAGGCAUGCAGAGCUGCGGCGAGGAGGAAGGAGAGGAGGGUGCCGAUGCUGUCCCUCUGCCGCCCCCUAUGGCCAUCCAGCAGCACAGCCUUCUGCAGCCUGACUCUCAGGAUGACAAGUCGGCGACUCGUCUGUCCGCUCGGCCCAAUAGCUCCGAGACUCCGAGUGCUGCUGAACUGGUCAGCGCCAUUGAAGAGUUGGUGAAGAGCAAGAUGUCGCUUGAGGAUCGCCCCAGCUCUCUGUCCGUGGAACAGGGCGACAGCAGCUCUCCUUCCCUCAACCCGUCUGAUAACUCCCUUCUGUCUUCCUCAUCACCCAUCGACGAGGUGGACGAGCGCAAAUCUGGCUUUCUCAAGAGGAGACACUACGUCCUGCUGGAGCUAGUGGAGACGGAGCGGGACUAUGUCAAAGACCUGGGAUCAGUGGUGGAGGGUUACAUGAGCCGAAUGAAAGAGGAGGGGGUUCCAGAUGACAUGAGAGGAAAGGACAAGAUGGUGUUCGGGAACAUCCAUCAGAUCUACGACUGGCACAAAGAUUUCUUCCUGGGAGAGCUGGAGAAGUGUUUGGAGGACCCAGAUCGGCUCGCACCAUUAUUUGUCAAGCAGGAGCGAAGAUUUCACAUGUACAUCGUGUACUGCCAAAACAAGCCCAAGUCUGAGCACAUUGUGUCGGAGUACAUCGACACAUACUUUGAGGAGCUGAAGCAGCGGUUGGGUCAUAGGCUCCAACUCACAGACCUGCUCAUCAAACCAGUCCAGCGGAUCAUGAAGUACCAGCUUCUGCUGAAGGAUCUUCUCAAGGUUUCUAAAAAGGCUGGAGCCGACACAACAGAAAUGGAGAAAGCAGUAGAGGUGAUGUGUGUGGUUCCAAAGCGCUGCAAUGACAUGAUGAAUGUUGGGCGACUUCAAGGCUUCGAUGGGAAGAUCGUUGCACAGGGCAGGUUGCUCCUCCAAGACACCUUCAUGGUUUCAGAUCAGGACGGAGGUCUUCUGUCCAGAAUGAAGGAGAGGAGGGUCUUCCUGUUCGAGCAGAUUGUCAUAUUCAGCGAACCCCUGGACAAGAAGAAGGGCUUCUCUACUCCAGGCUACCUCUUUAAGAACAGCAUCAAGGUGAGCUGGCUGGGUCUAGAGGAAAUCGCAGAUGACCCCUGCAAGUUCACACUGACCUCCAGGUCGUCCAGCGGCAACAUGGAGAGGUUCACCCUCCAUUCCACCAGCCCUGCUGUGGUCCAGGUUUGGCUGCACCAGGUCAGCCAGAUACUGGAGAAUCAGCGUAACUUUCUCAAUGCGCUGACGUCCCCUAUCGAGUACCAGAGGAAUCAUGUGGGUGGAGGAGGACCUGGAGGUCCACCCAGCAGUAGCAGCAGUUGCACAGGAGGUCUUCCAGGAGGCAGUAGCUCCUCCGGUACCUCUAACAUGGGAGGGGGAGGCGGCGGUGGCGGGUCAGGGGGGUCAGGGGGCAGCUCAUCCUCGCUGUGCGGGCCUCGCUCCCGACCGUCAAGAAUACCGCAGCCUUCCUCACGCCUCCCCCAACCGGUCCACCAUCACCACCCCCCAGGCCCCGAGGGGCCUGACCGAUCAGCAGGUAUGUGGUCACCCCCCUGCCACCCUCCGUCCUUCCCUCCCAGUUUGUACUCAGACACCAAUGGGGAGGUUUUGCCGUCAAGAACGUCCGAAGGAAGCAACUGUAAUAACAGCAACAGACCUUCAGGCAGCAAAGAGGGCGGUAGCAAUCAAAGUGUGGGAGGCUUUGAAGAGCCAGUAAAACAGCAACCAGCUCGUGUUCCCAAAAUGGCCGUGGCCCCCUUGAGUUUGUCGCUCAAAACCCCUCGAGUGGGGACAGUGGCGCCCAUGAUUUCCCCACAAACCCCAGGAGGAGGAAAGGAAGUCCCUCCGAGCCCCGCACACAAAGGCAACCCUUUCUGGGCCGUGGUCCCGAACGUGCCUUCGUCUCCAGGUAGCCGGCCCAGCUCCGUGUCCUACCUGAGUGACAGUGGUGGGGACGCCGUGGGCAGAGGGAGCCACGUGAUUCCCUCCCACCAUCGCCACUCCACUCAUAGUAAAGACUUAGACCGCAUGAGCACCUGCUCCUCCACCAGUGAACAGUCCAUACAGUCCACUCAGAGCAACGGGAGUGAAAGCAGUAGCAGCAGCAGUGUGUCCACCAUGUUGGUGACCCAGGACUACGUGGCAGUGAAGGAGGAUGAGAUCAGCGUGGUACAGGGCGAGGUUGUCCAAAUACUGGCCAGCAACCAGCAGAACAUGUUCCUGGUGUACCGGGCCGCCAACGAGCACUCUCCCGCGGCUGAAGGCUGGAUCCCUGGCUACGUGUUGGGACACACCUCAUCCUCCGUCACCCCCGAGGUCCCGGAAGGAACCAUCAAGAAAUCAUUAUCAUGGCACACAGCGCUCCGCAUCCGCCGAAAAUCUGAGAAACGAGACAAGGACGGAAAGAAAUUGGAGAACGGCUACCGGAAAUCUCAGGACAGCUUAGCAAACAAAGUCUCUGUUAAGCUGCUGAAUCCCAACUUCGUCCAUGAAGCUCCGCCAGAGUUUCUGAUCCCAGUGAGCGAUGUAGCAUGCGAGAGCGGCGACAGCGUGACUUUGAGGUGUAAAGUCUGCGGUCAACCCCGAGCCAAUGUGACUUGGCGUGGACCUGACAGCAACACCUUGAGCAACAACAGCCAGUUCAGCAUCAAUUACAGUGAAACCGGGGAGGCGACUCUGAACAUUCUUGGAGCUUCUGUGGAGGACAGCGGCGUUUACACCUGCGUCGCUUCCAACGUGGCCGGUUGCGUCACCUCCUCCGGCAGCCUCAGAGUUUCAGGAAUCCUGGACGACUGUGGCGGAGCUUUAUGGAAGAGCAGCUUCGAGUCUCACUACACAGAGAUCACGGAACUCGGACGGGGCCGAUUCUCGGUGACCAAGCGCUGCGACCAGAGAGGCAGUAAGCGAACCAUAGCCGCCAAGCACGUCAACAAAAAGCUGCAGCGGCGAGAGCGGGUGCUGCAGGAAAUCCGACUGCAGCAGACGUUGGAUCAUCCCAAGCUGGUGAAGCUGCUGGACACCUACGAGACGGCCAGCAGCUACAUCCUGGUGCUGGAAAUGGCCGACCAGGGGCGCUUCCUGGAUUACAUCGUCAGCUGGGGAAACCUGACGGAGGAGAAAGUGGCUCUGUAUUUACGAGACAUCCUGGAAGCGCUUCACUACCUGCACAGCUGGCGGAUCGCACAUCUGGACCUCAAACCGGAGAACAUCGUGGUGGAGCAUGCCUCCUCACAGCCUGUGGUGAAGUUGACCGACUUUGGUGAUGCUGUGCAGCUGAACCAGACUUCCUCCUACAUCCACCCACUCCUGGGAAGCCCCGAGUUCUCCGCCCCUGAGCUGGUCCUGAGUCAACCCGCCUCCCUGUCGUCUGACCUCUGGAGCUUAGGCGUCGUGACCUACGUCGUCCUGAGCGGAGCCUCUCCAUUCCUGGAUGAAAGUUUGGAGGAGACGUGCUUGAACAUCUGUCGGCUGGACUUCAGCUUCCCGGAUGACUACUUCCAAGGUGUGAGCCUGGCCGCCCGGGACUUUGUGUGCCUGCUGCUCCAGGGCGAGCCGGACCGCCGGCCCUCGGCGUCGCUCUGCCUGCAGGACCCCUGGUUACAGCCGCGACCCGUCAUCAGCAACCACUCGCCCCAGAACCACGCCUCGCACCUGGACACGUCCAGGCUCAUCUCCUUCAUCGAGAGGCGGAAACACCAGAACGACAUCCGGGCCAUCGGCACCAUCAAGUCCUUCCUCCAGAGCCGCCUCCUGAACCAUAUAUGAGGGCCUCUCCCCCUUCACCUGUCCACGAACGUCCUGCUGCUGCUGACUGAUCGACCUCUGCUGAUCCAACACUCAUCCCUCUCUCCUGUGAGUGCACAACAAACUGAGAGCUUUCUGGACAAGAACAGUGUUAACAGAGAAAAACAUGACUGUAUUAUAAGAGUAAUUUAGACUGCUUCAGUUAAAGACAAAAAAACAAAUCGCUUUUUUGUAACAAGAGAUUACUUUUUGUAAGCGAAUCCAUGUACAGUUAGGGAACAGAGAACUGUGUUCAUAACAUUUUUGGGGGUAAAUUCUAAGGCAACGUGAGGCCCACCAGCUGGGUCAGCGUACAACUGGACAAAGACCAAACCAUGUAGUGACUCUCAGUGCAAUAGCUGACUUGCUCCCCCUAUAGCUUCAAGGGUGAAAUCACUUUAUUUUGUCUCACAUUUUCACCUGAGGAAAAGCUAUUUCCGGUCUGCACCCGCCUUAUGUGUACAUAGUCUCUUCCUGCCUUCUCAUUUUGAAGAGUUUGUCUCAAAGGAACAAUUUCAUUUAGUAUUACUGAGUCCAUGCAGUUGAAGCGGCACGGCCCCCCCGCUUCCCACCGUGGACCCGCCACACCCGGAUUGUCGCUCGGAACAAACCUGCUACUAGAAAUGCACUCGUGUUUUGCAUCAAAUCCCACGUGCAAUGUUGCAGCUUUAACAUUUAUGCAACUAUUUAUGAAGACUUGUGUUGUAGCCGUAACUCUUACAAAGGCAUGUACGUUCCUGGUACUGCGAUAGCUGUCUGUAUUGUGUUGACUCUUACGUAUUAAGUUCAGUAUUCCGCUCCGCACCAGCGGAGAAAAAUGUUAAAAAGGAAAUAUGUAUCUAUAAAAUUCAGGCACUUAUGCUUUCAUUUUGUUUUCUGUAACAAUACCAAAGCCCACUAUGCUUUUCUUUCCCUGCUAAAAUGUGUUAUUUUGUCUGAUUUAAAUUAUCGUUCUUUUAUUUAUUCCUGUUGAUAUAAGAAGUUGUUUAGUGACUGAAAAAAGAGAAUAUUUCUUUUCUUUCAAGCUGUGCACAAAAGUGGUCUGUUGUGAGAGUUCGCUCGGCUUUUGUAGGUUGAUGUUGCUUGAUUUUUCCAGCACCACACGCUCGUACCAAACGGACUGGGUCCAUGUGGCGCCUCCACACCUGUUUUGGAAUGCAGAACAAUCAUUAUAGCAAACUUAAAGCUUAAGUUUAAAUAAUGUAAAGAGGCAUGGCGCUUCUUAAUUCAUCUGAAUCUUAGUCGUCAUUUCCCUUCUGAGUUCACCUGGUUCUCUUUCUCAUCUCCUUUUCAAACUUCUAACAUGGAAAUAUUUAUCUUUUUAAACUUUACUUUAGCACAUCUUGGAACCCACAUCUACUCUUUCAAACUAUAAUCAAAAUAGAAUUAUUUUUGUUUAGAAUGACCCUAUUUUGGCUCAAAUAUUUCACUCAAAAACAACCGUAAAAUGCGACACAGCUUAAUCUUUGAUUGAGAUUUUAAAAAGCUUCCAUUUUAACAAGCGGAAGUUCCAUUUUCCAGUAAAUCAUUCUGGAGGCGCCACUGGCCUGGUCAUUGUCAAGUCUGUUGACCUAUUGGAGAGUAAACCUAAUUUAUAGAAGUAAACCAUCAGCUUUAAUAUAGAUAUAUAUGCGUUCACUUGCUGUACACGAGUGAUUAAAUGUCAGUAGGUGAGGUUGUUUUCUUUUCGGAAUAGUCACACUCACUCACAUAAGUUGUCAAAAACGUCAGUCCGCUUGGAGCAACACUCAUCAUGUCAUUUAAUUUCAGGUGUCAGUUCAUCUUAUUUUUAAUGUAGAAAAAAAUGAACAAAAAAUAUGGUAUGUUGUUGUCUCUCAAUUUGUUGUCAGUUUGUAUUUAUUCUUGUGAAUAUGGGUUUCCCAAAUGAAAGGAAAAAUCCACUGAUGAAAUUCUCUUGAGGGCAGGAUGAAGCGGUGGAAAUGCCUUUGGGAGACCCGGCGUCCUCACAUGUAAAGGUGUACAGAGAGCGGCGGGCGGGAUGGAGACCUCACACAUAUUUCACUCCGACCAGACUGCAGCGAUGUCAUUUUGAAUGUCUUAAUAUGGCUUAUUUUUACUUUUGCAUGUAUAUUUCUCUGUACAGAAGAUUGUGUUUACAUGUUACUACGUGUUGUAAAUAAUUUAUUUUGUCCUCGUUAUUUUGCCAUUAAACGUUCGAGAAGCAAGAGAAA
Molecule: messenger RNA, 12223 nt
Organism: Synchiropus splendidus (mandarinfish)
Lineage: Eukaryota; Metazoa; Chordata; Actinopteri; Syngnathiformes; Callionymidae
Gene: triob
Product: trio Rho guanine nucleotide exchange factor b
Exons: 58
Coding region: 624-10013 (3129 amino acids)
Biological process (GO): intracellular signal transduction; protein phosphorylation
Cellular component (GO): cytoplasm
Molecular function (GO): protein binding; guanyl-nucleotide exchange factor activity; ATP binding
Source: RefSeq, a predicted model, not a curated record